Messenger RNA from Trichomonas vaginalis G3, 510 nucleotides. Its product is annotated as prostaglandin-E synthase protein. Gene Ontology annotation, biological process: chaperone-mediated protein complex assembly; protein folding. Gene Ontology annotation, cellular component: cytosol; nucleus. The coding region runs from base 1 to 510 and encodes 169 amino acids. The transcript has a single exon. Gene Ontology annotation, molecular function: protein-folding chaperone binding; Hsp90 protein binding. Lineage: Eukaryota; Parabasalia; Trichomonadida; Trichomonadidae. The record is from RefSeq and is a predicted model, not a curated record.
AUGCAGCCAUCUAUUGUUUGGGCACAGCGUAAGGACGGCAGAGUUCUUGUUACAGUCCGUGUUCACGAUUGUGUUGAUCCAGUCAUCAAGUUCACAAACACAACACUCGCUUUCACUGGCGAAUCUGAUAAUAAAGAACACAAAUUCAAUGUAAAUCUUGAACUCUACGAAGAAAUCAUUGCUGAAGAGUGCAAGUACCUUGCUCGCGCACGCGGCAUCGAAGUAGUUCUUAAGAAGAAGGACGCAUCAGUUUGGUGGCCACGCCUUGCUAAGACAACAAAGAAACUCUCAUACGUUACAGUUGAUUGGGACAAGUGGGUUGAUGAGGAUGAUGAUGAAGACGAAAAGAAUGAUAUGGACUUCGGCGGAAUGAAUUUCGAAGAUGAUGAUAGUGAUGAUGACGAUGAUAUGCAGGAGGCUGCUCCAUCCGAGGCACCAGCUGCAGAAGCUGCUGCUCCAGCCGCUAGCGAAGCCCCAGCAACAACAAAUACAGACGUUGAAAUAGAUUAA